GUCUGGGUGGCAGGGGCGGUGCCAGUGAUAAAAAGCUUUGGACAGGGCAGGGGACCAGUAAGCAGUUCACUUCUGAACACGUUCGGUUUGAGAUGCCUCCUGGAGCUCCACUGGGACACCUCUUGGGCCUAGUCAGUGGGCCUGGGGCUGGAACUCAGGAGAGGAACAAAGGACGGCUCCAGAAGCUGACUCAUUGACCCAGAGAUGAGACACUGGAGCGGUUUGCCAUUUCCUUAUCCGGUUCAUUUUCCAGAUGAGGAAACUGAGGCCAACAAGAUCACGUGAUUCGUCCAGUGUCACAUGUCUAGGCAGUGACAGAGGUGUUACGUCGGAAGUCAGGUGGUAAACUUUCUAUAUAAGUGCGGCCAGCUCUGCUGGCUUAGUUCAGCAGCGAUGUUCCUGCCCAAUGCGACUCGGCUGCUGCUGGGGGACCUGCUGCCUGCGGUGACUGGCGCCGCCUCCUCCACCACGGGCCAGGAGGGCGCUGCCUCGGGGGAUUACAGCCCCUACUCUACCACCACCAUGGAGGCGGCUCACAACGACACCACCACCAUCCCCGACUGGUGGCAGCCCAAGAUCCUGCGGCCCCCCAACGUGUUCCUGAGCAGCUUCUUGUCUCUGCUGCUUUCUUUCACCAUCGUGAUGGACCUCGUGGGCAAUUCGUUUGUCAUCGCCGCUGUGACCAAGAACGAGAGACUCCGCAACCUUGGGAACAUCUUUGUAAUCAGUUUGUCUGUGGCCGACAUGCUUGUUGCUGUGUAUCCUUACCCUAUGACCUUGAUUGCCAUCUUGAACAACGGCUGGACCAUGGGAAAACUCCACUGUCAACUGAGCGGCCUGAUUACAAGCAUUAGCGCUGUUAGCUCCGUCUUUAACAUCAUGGUGAUAGCCCUCAACCGCUACUGCUACAUCUGCCAUAGCCUCCUGUAUGAGAAGAUCUUCACUGGAAGGAACAGCAUCCUCAUCCUCAUCGUGACCUGGCUGAUGACCAUGUUGGCCCUCAUCCCCAACUACUAUGUGACCACCGUGCAGUAUAAUCCCCAGGUCUAUACCUGCAGCUUUGUCUACACUUCCUCUGCCAUCUACGCCUUUGGAGUGAUGGCCCUCCAUUUCCUCAUCCCCCUGACGGUGGUGGCAUUCUGUUACCUGAGGAUCUGGAUCUUGGUCAUUCAAGUCAAUCAUCGAGUCAAGGUCACCAAGCCGAAGUUCAUGCUGGUGGAUGUCCGCAACUUCAUGACAAUGUUUCUGGUCUUCGUCCUCUUCGCUCUGUGCUGGGGUCCGCUGAAUUUCAUCAAGCUCGCCAGGGUCUUCGAUCCUUUGGGCAUUGGCCCUAGCAUCCCAGAGUGGAUGUACAUUGGGAGCUACUACUUGGCCUACUUCAACAGCUGCGUCAACGCGAUGAUCUACGGAACUCUCAACCAGAACUUCCGCAAGGAGUACCAGCGCAUCGUCCGCAACACCAAGGAGUCGGCCUACUACUUUGUCGUCGACCUGCAGGAGCAAAUCCAUGAGAUGAGGAUGAGGCGCAAGCCAACCUAUGCCGGGGCCAGGCGCAUCCAAGGAGACACCUACCUGUGAAGACAGAAGUCUCACCGUGUGUCCUUAGUGAUGGCUAAGUGACAGGUCCCAGUUCUAAGUUUGCUCCGCAUACUAUACGCUUAAAGCUUGAUGCACCGUACUUCUCCCUGCUCUGACACAGAGUCUACACACACCCACAUCCCCCCACACAUACACUCCCUAUAUACACACACAUACACAAACACCCCCUAUAUGCACAUACAUAGACACGUGCACCCCCUAUAUGCACAUGCAUGCACACAUAUGCUCGACACAAACCUACACACUAGACACAUCACACCAGCAGGCUUAGAAGUACAGAUUAGUGAGUGUGUUUUAGCUCAUUGUACAAGUGUACCUUAUACUUUGCGUAAUAGUAGCAUAUCUUUGAAAAUACAUAAUACAAUUUUAGAGAACUCACUCAAGUUCCCCAGUGUUUGCCAUUCUAAUUUCAAAGCUACUUCAGCUUUCUUUCCGAUUGAUCUUCAUUUAUCAGUGGCUCCCCACGCUCCUUUUCUCUUCCCCUUUGGUCAUCCCUGCUCCCCCAGCCUCUUGGCUAAGUGGCUAGUCAUCUCUAUAUAAAUAACCAAUCGAUGUAUUUGGGGGGAGCUCAUAUGGGAAGCUUGUGGUUAAAGCCUUCUGUAAAUGAAGUAUCUUUUGGUCGCAUGAAUAUGACAGCAUAGUCAUCUGUUUUGUGAGCGUGAAUUUACAUAUAUUUAAGCAGGCCCACCUGUGCUUCAAAUGGCAGUCAAGGAAGCCGGUGAGAUAAUCCAGUACUUUAAAUGAAUGGCAUCUUUCCUAAAUUUCAGCUGCAAAAUGUUACUCUGAUGUCUACUGAAUUCAAUUGGAAAGCUCACCUCUGACUUAAUUCUUAGUACAGGGCAGUCAGUCAGUCUAAUGGUGUCCUGAAGGGUUUGGAACACUUCCCCCUGAGCCCAGGCCAUCAGGCAGAAUUCCCAAGGGCAGACAGUACACUGCUGCUGCUCCUUCCUCCUGCUGCUGUUCUCAAAAUGUCACAAGUAGAUGUGCCCCCAUAGGACACCGGGGCAAUGUCUCAUUUAGAAUCUCGGAAUGUGGGGUGCCUGGAUCUGAGCAAGUGUUAGCUUUCAGCUUUGGGGAGGUGCUCAGUUUUUCCAGGAAAGCUAAGGUAGAGACUCCCAAGCAGGGCCUGCUAUACCUUCGUAAUUGAAUCCCACAACCACACAGGACCCUGUUCGUCUUCUCUUUCCCAGAGCGGGCAUAAAAAUAGAACAGAUGAGAUCAUCAAAUUUCAGAAAGAGGUUUGGAGUAGAAGCCCAAUUUCAGGGAUGCUCCACUGGGUAAUGGCCAGUCCUCCUUGGACUCAUCCCUCUCAGUUUCUGCCACUGGAACACAGCAAGAGAGACAAACUGAGCCCAUUUCCACCCAUCUCAUCCAUGUCCACACUUGCACCGAGCACCCAAUGAAAUGGUUAAAUAUUGGCACAUGUGGAACAGAAUGGACAGAGGAAAGAAAAGGUUGCUGUCACUGGCCUUGGUUGGGGGGGAAUGAGGUGGAGUUAGAGGGGCUAAGAGAUGGCGGGAAGGGGGAAUAGGAGUAGAGGGCCGCUUUGGGGGUGACUCCCAAAUUCCCAGGCAGAAAAAUGGUAUGAGUGGUGAUUUGGAUAGGCUGACCAAUUCACACUGGGAAUGGUCAGAGGGGGAGAAAGCAAACCUGGGAAGUUUAGUUCGCAGAAACUAGGUGACUUUUUCAAAUGAAGGCUGAGCACAUUAGGUGUUUCGGGGAAGUAGUUCAGACAGCAGCAUUGUAGGCAGGACUCAGACACAAAUCUGCACUUGGGAUUCAACCUGAGAGCUGCCCAACUGGCACUUUUCAUAGUCCAAGCUCAAGGCAAUCAGCCAAAAAAAAUAGAGCAUAAUCUUCUUUCUUCACAAAAUAGACAUACCUAUUAUGAUUAUUUAUUGCUCAAGAAGUAUUUAAGGAACAGAUCCUCACAUACCUCUAUUUAUCUAUUAUUUAUUACUUAAGAAAUAUGAAUAUGUAAAGGACACAUCUUUCCUUCCUUUAUUUAUUACUAUCAUGCCUAUGUGAUGAAUUCUAAUCUCUCUCUCUUUUUAAUGAAUCUUCAAUUCAAACUCGGGAGUCACUGGACAAAAAAAUCUAGUUGUGGCCCACUGCUUUUCCCAGUUAGAUCCAAAAUUCUUAGUAGUUCAGUUUGUUCCUUUCGUUCGAUAAGCAUUCUACUGAAUAAUCACCAAGAACAUUCACCAGACCUUUUCCUUUCUCUCUGUGGUGGCUCUACAGGCUUGCUUUCUUUGUUGAGAGAAAAUGGAGGCCAUCUCAAUUGCUAAGAGGCUCUCCUCUUUAGCUAUGGUACUGCUUGGGAUCACGUACCAGGUUGGCAGGCAGGAUUCUGUCUCACUUAGGGCCACCACCACCCUAAAUCACUCACACUUAGGGCCACAACCCACUUCCCUCCCUACCCCCCCCCCCCCCAUCCACUUCUUCUCCCUUCAUCUCUGGGCUCCCAUAGGGACAAAUUUGCAAAUUCACUCCCACCUUCUCUACUCCUGUGGAUUUUACUUAAGGAAGAUGGCACUUUAAUGAAGGAUUCAUUACAAUUCUAUAUUGAGACACCCACAUUUGAAUCAUUCAAAUCAACCCUACCUAUCUCCAGAUGUCUCCACCUGAGCCUGAGGGGGAUACCAAGAAGAUCCAGAAAAGCCAGAUGACGGAGACACUGCCCCCGUGGAGGCAAGAAGCCACUAAGAGAAGGAGCCAUGGAUCCAUCUGGCACAGUGAAAGAGGGUGAGAGAAGCAGGACCCGAAAGCUUAGUGGUGUCACACUUCCAAGCAGGAGGCUCACCCAAGAGAAGCUCCGAAGAAUAGCUAGCCUUCAGAAGCCUUGCUCCUUGUCUAUACCACACUUGGACUCCAGCCCCUUUCGGGGUUGUGAGGAUGUGGGGUGCUAAUCUUAGUGUUUCCUAAUGGCUUUCUUAGUUACUGGGGUCUCCACUCUGACCUCUUUUCUCAGCUCUGCCACUCACUUUGCUGUCCCUGGGACGCUGAAUGGCAAGAACUUGGAAUAGUUCAGGUGAUCAAUUGACAGGAUUGAGAUCAGCAUAUUUUAAAACCUAGAUAGGGAUUCUUCCAUAAAAGUCAGGCGAGAAGAAUAAAAAAAUUUAAAUUUAUUUAAAAGAAUUCUAUUAGAGUUGGAUUUACUAUAUGAAAUCAUGCCUUAAAGCACUGGAUUUUAAUUAUCUAACUGCCUUAAAAAUUGUGUGUUUAAUGUAACAAUAAAACAUAUUUUCAUGGCAUUAGAAACAAAAA
This is a messenger RNA of Monodelphis domestica (gray short-tailed opossum), 4866 nucleotides long. NCBI's taxonomy places the organism in Eukaryota, Metazoa, Chordata, Mammalia, Didelphimorphia, Didelphidae. The record is from RefSeq and is a predicted model, not a curated record.